GCAUGGAGGCGUCGCACUGCGGGCCGGGGCGGCGCGGGGACAGUGCCUUUGAAGAUGAGUCUCUGAGGCUUCGCCAGCUCCGACUGGACAAUCAGAGGGCGCUGCUGGAGAAGAAGCAGAGGAAGAAGCGCCUGGAGCCCCUCAUGGUGCAGCCCAACCCUGAGGCCCGGCUCCGCAGGCUGAAGCCCAGGGGGAGUGAGGAGCAGACGCCCCUGGUGGAACCUCAGAUCCUGCACCAGGACGUGGUCCUCCACGGCAUUGAUGGACCAGCCGCCUUCCUGAAACCAGAGGUUCCCGAGUCAGAAAGCAGAGUGCACGUGCUCUCCAUGAGCUCUUCCACCCCUGACGAAGACCCAGAAGGCAGUGUGAAUGAGGAGAGCGCUUCGCCCAAGCCAGACCUGCAGGAGAUCCUGCAGAAGCACGGUAUCUCCAGUAGUUUGAACUUCGACGAGGAGGAGUCCGAUGGUGAGGAGGAAGAAGGGAAGAAAACAGGUUUCCAGUCACCGCACUCCGAAGGGGAGAGACCCAGCUCUGCGUCCUCACCAGAGCCAGCCUCGGACCCGGGCGCUUCCGGUUCCGCAGCCCCGCAGGCUGAGCCGCAGCUGGGGGAGGUGGAGAACUUGGAGGACUUCGCCUACAGCCCCGCCCCGCGGGGCGUCACGGUCAAGUGCCGCAUCACCAGAGACAAGAAAGGGAUGGACCGCGGCCUCUUCCCCACCUACUACAUGCACCUGGAGAAGGACGAGAGCCGCAAGGUGUUUCUCCUUGCAGGUAGGAAGCGGAAAAAGAGCAAAACAUCCAACUACCUGAUCUCCAUUGAUCCCACGGAUCUGUCUCGUGAAGGGGAGAGUUACGUAGGCAAGCUCAGAUCCAACCUCAUGGGGACCAAGUUCACUGUGUAUGACCACGGAGUCAACCCGGUCAAGGCCCAAGGGCUGGUGGAGAAGGCCCACACCCGACAGGAGCUGGCGGCCAUCUGCUACGAAACAAACGUGCUUGGAUUUAAAGGCCCCAGGAAGAUGUCCGUGAUCAUUCCUGGGAUGAAUCUGAACCACGAGCGGAUCCCGUUCCGGCCACGGAAUGACCACGAGAGCUUGCUGUCCAAGUGGCAGAACAAAGCCAUGGAGAACCUGAUCGAGCUGCACAACAAGGCCCCCGUGUGGAAUGAUGACACGCAGUCCUACGUGCUCAACUUCCACGGCCGCGUCACGCAGGCCUCCGUGAAGAACUUCCAGAUUGUCCACGGAAACGACCCUGAGUACAUAGUCAUGCAGUUCGGCCGCGUGGCGGAGGACGUGUUCACGCUGGACUACAACUACCCGCUGUGCGCGCUGCAGGCCUUCGCCAUCGGCCUGUCCAGCUUCGACAGCAAGCUGGCGUGUGAAUGAGGACGCCGGCGGGGGUGCUGCGCGUGCGUGCCGCUACGCGGGGCACACACACCUUCUCUGGACGCCACAAAGACUGGCAGGGAUCAGGGUUCAGCCUGAAAGAGAGACGGGAGCGCAGAGCUUCUUCUUGUCUAGGUGGGGGGAGAUUCCCACAGCUGGGGCCGUAGCUCAGUGGUUUGAGGGCUUGCCUCCUACGUGCAAGGGCCUGAGUUCAAGCCCCCCCCCCCCCCCCCCCCCCCCCCCCCCCCCCGGCUGCACUGGGAGCGUUGAACAGGGAGGCGGUUCAGGUUCUUAGGAUUCAGUCCUGGCUUCACUUUUCUCCUGCAGUCCUUUCCAGACGGUCUGGAGAGCCUCUAGUCCUCAGGGCAAGCGUUGCCUUUAGCGGCCGGAUAGUGCCUAUUUCAGAUGUGCACAUCUGCCUUUGUAGGGCAGAAGCAGCCACAAGCAACUCAUGCAGGAAUGAAUGAACACGGCGGUGUUCCAAUAAAACUUUAUUUCCAAAGCAGGUGGGCGGGCCCCAUGUGGCCAGCGGGGCCCUCCCUGGCUGGCCGUGGGUCAGGUGUGUAGCUCCUCACCUUCACGUACACUACAUGUGUGUGCACGCACGCACGCACGCACGCACACCAGCAUCUUCCAGGUGGGCCUGCAGGUGCUGGCCACGGAGACCGCGCAAGUCUCGGGAACCGCCAUUUUCCAGUUCAAUCUUGCGAUGCUCGUUCGCUGUCCCCCUGGGUGGCCCUCGCUGUGUCCACCACAGGCCUUGAGUGUCAUCUGCCAUUGGCUCUGAGCAGCCCAAAGUCCGUCCAUUUCAAGUGCCCACAAGGGACUGGAUCCUGCCACCCCCGCAGCUCGCUCCUGCGGCCCAGAGAAGGCUUAACCCCCCCCACCAUGUCCCCGUCCUCCUGUCCCCCCAGACACAUGGGGGGAAGGACACCCAUGUCAGCAAAGGAGGCUGUGGCCGUGCGUGAUCCGUGACAAACAUUUGAUUGUCUUAAUCGCCUGUGUUUUGGGUUACGCCCAAAGCACUCACUAUUCAGGGGACCCUCCCCCCC
Molecule: messenger RNA, 2440 nt
Organism: Dipodomys spectabilis (banner-tailed kangaroo rat)
Lineage: Eukaryota; Metazoa; Chordata; Mammalia; Rodentia; Heteromyidae
Gene: Tulp3
Product: TUB like protein 3
Exons: 11
Coding region: 3-1388 (461 amino acids)
Biological process (GO): protein localization to cilium
Cellular component (GO): cilium
Source: RefSeq, a predicted model, not a curated record